UUGUGCUGUUUUUUCCGGGUUUGUGAGUGAGGGUUGCUGAGAAUGGCCAGGACCAAGCAGACCGCUCGUAAAUCCACUGGCGGCAAAGCUCCCCGUAAGCAGCUGGCCACUAAAGCCGCCCGGAAGAGCGCUCCUGCAACCGGGGGAGUGAAGAAGCCUCAUCGUUAUCGCCCCGGCACUGUUGCCUUGCGAGAGAUCCGCCGCUACCAGAAAUCCACUGAGCUGCUCAUCCGCAAGCUGCCCUUCCAGCGCCUGGUGCGUGAAAUCGCCCAGGACUUCAAGACCGACUUGCGCUUCCAGAGCUCGGCCGUUAUGGCUCUGCAGGAGGCCAGCGAAGCCUACUUGGUGGGGCUCUUUGAGGAUACCAACCUGUGCGCUAUUCACGCCAAGAGAGUCACCAUCAUGCCCAAGGACAUCCAGUUAGCCCGGCGUAUCCGAGGCGAGAGAGCUUAAAAGCUUGCUUACACCCACCAGCUUUUGCCAAUUAGAAAACUAUUACAAAAGAUCCAAAGGCUCUUUUAAGAGCCACC
Mauremys reevesii (Reeves's turtle) is the source of this 530-nucleotide messenger RNA. Its product is annotated as histone H3. Gene Ontology annotation, molecular function: structural constituent of chromatin; protein heterodimerization activity; DNA binding. The record is from RefSeq and is a predicted model, not a curated record. NCBI's taxonomy places the organism in Eukaryota, Metazoa, Chordata, Testudines, Geoemydidae. The coding region runs from base 43 to 453 and encodes 136 amino acids. The transcript has a single exon. Gene Ontology annotation, cellular component: nucleosome.